Molecule: messenger RNA, 3782 nt
Organism: Oryzias melastigma (Indian medaka)
Lineage: Eukaryota; Metazoa; Chordata; Actinopteri; Beloniformes; Adrianichthyidae
Gene: tfeb
Product: transcription factor EB
Exons: 11
Coding region: 338-1879 (513 amino acids)
Biological process (GO): humoral immune response; positive regulation of DNA-templated transcription; regulation of transcription by RNA polymerase II
Cellular component (GO): nucleus
Molecular function (GO): DNA-binding transcription factor activity, RNA polymerase II-specific; protein dimerization activity; RNA polymerase II cis-regulatory region sequence-specific DNA binding
Source: RefSeq, a predicted model, not a curated record
GCUGUCAUUGGUGGUGGCACAGGUGACCGCAGACGCUCUGAGCUGUGACAAUAUAGUGACCGUCAAAUCGAAAAUAUAUUAUUUUAUCGUAGAGUCAGCGGUCGUAUGAGUUUACAGGUGUAGAAAAGCUUAAAAAACUCAUAAAGGUUGAAGUUUUGUCUUUUUUUUAUUUGCUGCGACACUUUGUGUCGGUUCCUGCUGGGUCGGAGGAGCACAUUGAGAAACGGGCACACACUUUUCUCCAACCUGACCUUCAGAGCGGUUUAAACUACCUCUCGGGCUGGACUGUGGUGCGUUAACGUCGGCUCGCCCUCCCCUGCCCCCCCGUCCCUCAGCCAUGGCCUCACGCAUUGGACUGCGGAUGCAGCUGAUGCGAGACCAGCUGCAGCAGGAGGAGCAGCGCGAGCGGCAGCAGCAGCAGAAUGCAGCCCUCCAGUACAUGCAGCACCACAUGGCUCGGCCUCCCGCACCCACGCCGGCCAUAAGCACUCCGCAACAUUACCAGAGCAUGCAGGUCCCGGUGGAGGUUCUGAAGGUGCAGACUCACCUUGAAAACCCGACAAACUAUCAUCUCCGUCAGGCACAGAGGCAACAAGUUAAAGAAUACCUUUCAACCACCUUUGCCACCAAACAGACGGUCCAUGCAGUGUCGGGACUGGGGGUGCCAUCUCCCCCCCAAAACAGGGUACCCACGGGUGGCUCAGGCUCUGCCCCCCCACCCAUGUGCUCCCCACACAUCCGUACAGAACAGCUCAUAUCUGGAAACAGCGCCCCCAACAGCCCCAUGGCCAUGCUCGACAUCAGCUCCAGCCACGAGAAAGAGAUGGAUGAUGUUAUUGAUGACAUAAUCAAUAUGUCUAACUAUGAUGAUCAGCCAUACAUUGAUCCUGUCCAGAUGCCAAACACUCUCCCCCUGUCAAGCAGUCACCUGGACGUUUACUCCGGCCCCGGAAUGAAAGGGCCCGCCAUUACUAUGACCAGUAACUCCUGUCCUGCCAACCUCACCAUCAAGCGCGAACUUUCAGAUGCAGAAGCCCGGGCGCUGGCCAAGGAGAGACAGAAAAAAGAUAACCACAACCUGAUUGAAAGGAGGAGAAGAUUCAACAUCAAUGACCGCAUCAAAGAGCUGGGCACUAUGAUUCCCAAAACUAAUGACCUUGAUGUGCGCUGGAACAAAGGCACCAUAUUGCGAGCUUCUGUAGAUUAUAUUAAACGAAUGCAGAAAGAUGUAGAGAGGUCCAAAGAGGUGGAGAAUAAUUUCAAAAGGAUGGAAAUGGCCAAUAAACAGCUGAUGCUACGGAUCCAGGAGCUGGAAAUGCAGGCUCGUCUGCACGGGCUGCCCAACGCGUCUCCCUCUGGUCUCAGCCUGCCUGACAUGAUGCCUCCGUACAUAAAACAAGAGACCAGCCCGGAAGAGAACCUGCCUCACAGCCAUCCGCAGGUCCAUCACCAGCCCCACCACCUGCACCACAACCACGCUCAGCCCCAGCCCCAGCAGCACCACUAUAUGCCCCAGCCCCACCUCCACCCCCAGGAUCACAUGCAGCCUCAAACCAGGCAGCUGCCCCCCCUCCCGCCACACCUCCAGCCCCAGCAGCCCAUCCAGUACCCCGCCGUGGGCAGCUCCCAGCCCUUUGACUUUGUCCAAUCGCUGGACUUGUGCGAUGGAAUACCUGGAUUUUCAGACGGGAUGGCAGGGCUGGGCGACCUGAGUGGACUCGAUGUCCAAAUGAGAAGAGGCGACAUGGGCCUGCUGAUGAUGGACGAACCUCUGUCCCCUAUGGUUGGUGACCCCCUGCUCUCUGCGAUGUCCCCCGAAGCCUCUGUUGACUCCAGCCGCAGAUCCAGCUUUAGCAUAGAGGACGGAGACAUCAUGUAGAUGCACUCACUCAAGGGCAUGAGGUUUGAUGGUUGCUGUUUAAGACGACUUAGUCAAGUAAAACAAAAAAAAAAAAGAGAAACGAUACACAUGAAGGAACACAUUACACACGUUUUACACAUAAGUGACACUCAGUCGUUGUACAGUUCUUUGUUUUGUAGGUAUGGGAAGACGAGGGGACACUGCAGUCACGCUGAUGAAACCAUGCUGUACAGAGCACGUUUUUGCACGCACACAUACACACAAGUGCCUAUGGAAUGAUUGUGAACGAGCUCUGCCUUUACAAGCUGAGAGCCAACACAGCCAGAUCAGUUAUUCAGCACAAGAGGACCCUGAAUCAUAAUUGAAAAGUGAGCAAAAAAGCACUGUUUAAUUAGACUGAUGCUAUAAGACACGAGGACAUCUGAGAGCGUUGACUCACGUGAUAGAGGACAAGCUAUUUGGCCUCUCCACAACCUCUUAUAGCAACCGUAAAUGAUUGAAUGAAUCACAGUUAAUAAAAUGGAAAUAGCUUUCUUGUCUUGGCUGUAUAAAUUAUCUGGAGGGGGAACUGUGUUGCGUUCCUUUGUCUUUUUUUAUUUCCUUUAACCUAAAUUGUUAAGAUUUGAACCUGUUUUUGGUCAAAGAAAAAAAUGAUCAAUUUUCUAUUCUACUAAUUGAUUCUUUAUGUUUUUGGCAGUAAAGUUGAUGAGGCUCUGGUGAAUGACGAAGCUGUCUCUUACAUGUGUGGCUUUCACAGUGAUAGCAUCAGAACACGCCUGCCCUCAUACGCUCACGCUCGUGUCACACACACAACCCUUUCAACACAUGGAAACUCGCCCGUCACGUACAAGUGCAUUCUUGCGCUCACACACACACACACACACACACACACGGAAAGUGGCGUGCGCCUUCAGGCUGUUCUAAGAUCAGACUGUUCACCUCAUCAGUCGCCUCCCUCGUAAAUCAAGCAAAACUGACAGCUGCAGAGGUAAAGCUCAGGUCGGGAAUACAAGCUGUCACCCAAAGGUAAUUCAUUACUCCAGUUGUCACAGUGAUACUCGCUGCAGGUUGUGGUGAACCUGUGUUGUUUCUGCUGUGUUGGACCUGGGGCUAAUCUUUUUAUAGCUUUCGAUCAGAACUGAUAGUUAGUAAAAUAGUAAGUGAUUAUUUUUUUGAUUGAAGGCAAGUUUCUUUUUAAGUGUGAUGUUUUUUUUUCCUCCAAAAGCACUGGAAACUAUAUUAUUUUUUUUUUGACUUUGUACAUGAAAUACGAUUAAUUUCAAAUGUUGUAUACCACUAAGCCACUUGACUGUAUUUUAUUUCUGUUUCUUGUUGAAGUUUUGUUUAAUUUUCCAUCUGGUCUUUCUACUUAAAGCUUUUAUUUCUGGAAUUACACGAUGUAUGUUUUUAGGCCAAUGUUGUGAGGGAUAAAGACUAGGGAAGUGAUUUAUAAACAGUCUGACUUGAUUUUAGAGACGGGAGGAAAACAUACAUUUAUUGUAGCUUUUUAUAUGAUCAGAAUUCUAUUUUAUUUCCCAUUUAAUUUAUAAUUUACAUUAGAAGCCAGACAUAGAUCAGUGAUGAUUCUAUGAUGUGACUGAAAUCAAACAGGUUUACCAGGUCUUCUGGUCAGAUUGAAGUAUGUCAGCAUUGCUGUCUCCUUAUCACAGAAACUCUAAGCCAGUGUUUGGUGAAUUUUUUAUUUUUUAUUUUUUUGGUGUUGCCACUGACUCUGCAUCCAUUGUUGUCUGCAAUUGUGCCUUUUUACAGUUUGACUGUUGCACAUUGUCAUUCUGUCAACACUCCCAAGAGCUCCCUGGCCUCCUCUGCUCCUCCACUUGAGGGUGCUCUGCAGAGCAUCUCCACAGGGAUAAGUGGUUUUGAAAUUACUGAAGAUAUAAAAAUGUUCUACAAGACUACA